CCGGAUUGUUAGCUGACAGUUUCUUGGACGACCUCUUCGAGAGCUCGAUGGCGCUUUUGACACAGCAUUGUAUAAUCGACAUGUGCAGUAGUUUCAUCUGUCAGUCUUCCCCAUGAUCAGAAGUAAUCGAAUGACUGGUCGCGGUAAAGGAGGAAAAGGACUCGGCAAAGGAGGCGCCAAACGUCAUCGCAAAGUUUUGCGUGACAACAUCCAGGGAAUCACCAAGCCGGCCAUCCGUCGUCUUGCCCGUCGUGGUGGUGUGAAGCGUAUCUCUGGUCUCAUCUACGAGGAAACCCGUGGUGUUUUAAAGGUGUUUCUCGAGAACGUGAUUCGUGACGCCGUCACCUACACUGAACACGCCAAGAGGAAGACUGUGACGGCCAUGGAUGUCGUCUACGCACUGAAACGCCAGGGCCGCACUCUGUACGGCUUCGGCGGUUAAACAAUUAUUUUCAUUUAGACUCCGAUCUCAAUUCAAUCGGCCCUUUUCAGGG
Molecule: messenger RNA, 494 nt
Organism: Daphnia pulex (common water flea)
Lineage: Eukaryota; Metazoa; Arthropoda; Branchiopoda; Diplostraca; Daphniidae
Product: histone H4-like
Exons: 2
Coding region: 113-442 (109 amino acids)
Biological process (GO): nucleosome assembly
Cellular component (GO): nucleosome
Molecular function (GO): protein heterodimerization activity; structural constituent of chromatin; DNA binding
Source: RefSeq, a predicted model, not a curated record